Phytophthora nicotianae INRA-310 is the source of this 1390-nucleotide messenger RNA. RefSeq lists its product as hypothetical. The record is from RefSeq and is a predicted model, not a curated record. NCBI's taxonomy places the organism in Eukaryota, Oomycota, Peronosporomycetes, Peronosporales, Peronosporaceae. The transcript has a single exon. Bases 1 to 1191 code for a protein of 396 amino acids.
AUGUUUGCUGUACAACUUUUAAUGAUCGCAAUCUACCCCGCGCAUCAGAUGCUCUUCUACGCUGUCACCAAUACGUCUUUUGAACUACCAGCAAUUCUGAUGCUAUCCGUGGUUAAAUUGGUGAUGAAAAACUUGUUGGCGUCCACUGUUUUGCAUAUGGAAGACAUUGUUCCGGAGGAAGUUAUCUUCAAUGUCGACUUUUUCCACGCCAUCUACCUUGUAACAUGCAUGCAAGGCGCUUCUUCGCCUAAUACGGUGAUCGCCAUCAUGGCUGUAGAUGUUGCUGAUACGAUCAUUGAGCUUCGUGAGCUAUACCAACGGACUCGUAGUAUACUGAAUCGAUUUUCCCCUGAACGUGGAGUUAAAGACUGUCAUUACGACCUACUUGUGUCUAUCCGUUCGUGGAUUCAUCAAGCAAACUUGAAAAAGUUACGUAAUGGCAAUUUCCAGACACUUUCGUGCAUUUCUCACCGAGUAUCACUCGACAGUAGAGCGCUACUUGAAAAGUUACAGACAUUUUCACUCAAUUCAGCGGUCUGCUCGGACGGUGCAGUCCCAGUUAAAGUGGCAGGUACGGUAACUGUAGCUCGUGCUGUAUGCAGGGCGAGUCUGUGGAGAUGCUGCCCAGGAGGCAGUACUCCAGUCCAGCCGAUUAAAUCUAUACUAGUACCUGUUAAAACGCGGUCGUCACUUCAACAUCAAGGAAGCUUUCAUCGUCGCAUGCAGCAGAACUUCAACACGCUAUCGGAGCCUCUCGAGCUAUUGUUUACGUCCGAGUGCCUCGUCCUGACGGAAUAUCUGGAGACGAUCAUCCCGAUCAUGUACGGGUGCGGAAUCUUAGUGAUGGUGAAUCUCCCCAGUGCUAAAUACCACUCCGAGAUGCAAGGGAUCACGCUUGAGAAUGUCGGCGGCAAAGUACUGGGAAUUUUUGCGUAUGGACUCCUGGAGUUGAUAUCAUUCGUGGCGCUGGCCGUCAUUAUGAGACGCAACUGCGGUAUCCGAGCGCUUUACCAACUUGCAUUCGUGCUGGAGACACAGAUGCCCUUGGUGCAAGCGAAAUUCGUGCUUUGGGUGAUCAUGGUGCUGGCGUGUCGAGUCACUCACUUCGGUACGCAAAUGAUUGUCAUGCUCGCUAAUGAUGAGUUCUUAACGUAUUUAUUUGUUGCAGGUGUCGAUUUCCAUUUAUCUUGAUAACUAUCCCCAUCUCGAAGGUAAGACAAUGGCAGCCCCACAAAUCCAGUGGGGCCGUUCCGCCCUUGAUGCUGCUCAUCGGCUCGCUCACUGUAUCAAAGUUCAAAUCUUCUCGAUGAAUGUGGCCGUCGUAUACCUAGUCGCCUUCUUGGCAGCUCCAAAGGUACGACAACGGAUACCUGCAGAAGACGAAUGCAAG